AACUAGCACUGCUCGUUGCCUGUCCACCACCACCUUAAGCCUCUCUCCCACCCAUCCACAACUUCGCAUUCCGGGCUUUACCUGAAACAUGGCCUCCAACCGCGCUCGACGUAUCGCCAAAGAGAUUGCCGACAUCAAGAACGACAAACUCUCGCAGAUCAUAGUAGACCCUGCAGGAAACGGCGAUGACCUUACACAUCUUCGCGGCCAGUUUCUUGGGCCGCCAGACACGCCAUACGAGGGGGGCACUUUCCAAGUCGACAUCAAGAUCCCCAACGAGUACCCUUUCAGGCCGCCGGGCAUGAAGUUCGAGACCAAAAUCUGGCACCCGAACGUGAGCUCACAAACAGUAUGUCCCCCAUUAAAUGCACGCGAGAGAAGACUGACCGAACAGGGUGCCAUCUGCCUGGAUACUCUAGCGUCACAGUGGUCGCCAGUCCUCACCAUCAAGUCUGCCCUUAUCUCCCUCCAAUCACUCCUCUCAACGCCUGAGCCAAAGGAUCCCCAGGACGCAGAGGUCGCUAGUAUGCUGAUCCGAAACCCUGCCGAGUUCGAGCACAAGGCCCGCGAGUGGUCAGUCAAGUACGCUGGCGCACCCAAGAAGGAGAUCGCCGAAGGAAGCGGCGGUGCCACAGCAGAGUCCAUUAUCAGGAAGCGACAGGAGGCCAAGCAAAACGAGGAAAAAGUCAAGAUGGCAGCAUACCACGGCUACAACAAGGACCUCGUCGAUCGCUUCGUCGCUAUGGGGUUCGACGUUGAAGUGGUUGUGGCUGCUUUCGAAUACGUUGGUAUCGACAAAAUGGGCGGCGAGGACUACGAACUGGAGGAAGCAUAUAUGGGUGAUAUUACCGCCCGUCUGUUCGGCGAAGCGUAAGGGGGACGGAGAGGAAAGAUCAGGGAAAGACUACGGUAUGGGGGAAGAGGCUUGGAUCGCAGGCAUUAGUCUUGCAGAUUAUACACCAUCAUUGGCGACGGCGUCCGGUUUUGUUUACACAUGCACUGUAGUCAGUCAUGUUCGUCUUAUUUCUAAACUCAUGGCCUUGAGAAAAUAGUCAAACAUAGUGUUCUUUGAAUAUACUUCUCUGUCCACU
This is a messenger RNA of Boeremia exigua, 1091 nucleotides long. Its product is annotated as ubiquitin-conjugating enzyme/RWD-like protein. The record is from RefSeq and is a predicted model, not a curated record. The transcript is spliced from 2 exons. The coding region runs from base 89 to 874 and encodes 261 amino acids. Gene Ontology annotation, molecular function: protein binding. NCBI's taxonomy places the organism in Eukaryota, Fungi, Ascomycota, Dothideomycetes, Pleosporales, Didymellaceae.